Molecule: messenger RNA, 2173 nt
Organism: Owenia fusiformis
Lineage: Eukaryota; Metazoa; Annelida; Polychaeta; Sabellida; Oweniidae
Source: the annotation of a GenBank genome assembly
CGGCGAAAGCAGAGAAAUAACUCGAUCAAAGUGUAAUAAUAACUCAAUCAACGAUUGGACUGAAAUGGGAGAAUUAAUAUAACGUACUAGCCGUGCCAUAAGUCUAGACAUGACAUGAGACAUCGUGUUAUUGUCCGAAUGGAGCGCCAGCUGUGUCACUUUUGAAAUAAAAAAAGUUUCAAAUUCUUUCAACUUUUGAACUUGAAGUUGAGACUUCAAAAGAAAUUCAGUUCAACAGCAAGUCGGAAACAAUAUGGGACUUACAGUGGUACAGCGUUAUGCACUGCGUGGUUGGCUUGCUGUCAUAGGAGGUGUUUUGGUGCAUCUUACCCUGGGGACGUUGUACACAUUUGGAAAUAUGACCCCAUAUAUCACAUCCUAUAUCCGAGCCAGGAGUGAACCAACGGGACUGCGUUACUCUGAAGGUGUAUGGAUAUUUGCCAUCAGUGGUGGAUCACAGGGUGCAGCCAUGUUUUUAGGCGGUGUAUUUGCUAAGAAAAUAGGGCCGAGGUUAACCACUCUACUUGGUGCAUGGAUAAUGAGUCUUGGUACGUUGCUGACCUACUUCACAAUAAAGUCUUCCUUCUAUGUGUUACUUCUGACUUAUGGUGUGAUGUAUGGGGGAGGGACUGGUAUAGCCUACGCAAACCCCCUUGCUUGCGGCAUGAAGUGGCUUCCAAACAACAAGGGACUUGUGAAUGGUAUUAUCGUAGCUGGGUUUGGUGCUGGAGCAUUCAUAUUUGACCAAGUCCAGACUGCAUUCAUCAACCCAGGCAACCUGAAGCCAAAUAUCACAAUGUACAGCAAUAACGAAAAAUAUUUUGGGCAGCCUGUUGUAUUGGAUAACAUUCCACCUGUCUUCCUCCUGUUGGGAGCAAUCUAUGCUGUCAUGCAACUAUUGGGUAUAUUACUCAUCGCAGAACCUCCAAAAAUACAGGAUGAAAAUCAAAAACUACUAUCUUCCUCCAAGGAUGAUGAUGAUAAUUGUAGUCAUGACAACACUUAUGACAUCACAAAGCAAGCCUCCAGCGAUGAGGAGAAUCAUUCCAUAAGAGCUGAUUGGGAGACUCAUAUUACUGAAAUUCCCAGUGUUCAUCCAAGGGACGUUUUGAAAACUCGACAUUUUUGGACAUUAUGGGCAACUUUUCUAGUCAAUGGUCAAGGCAUUGUUUUCUUCUCAUCAUUAUAUAAGGCAUAUGGCCAGACAUUUAUAGCUGAUGACCAAUUCUUAGCACUUGUGGGUGCAUUUGCUGCUAUAUUCAAUGGUUUUGGUAGAAUAUUCUGGGGACACUUUGCUGAUAGAUUCUCUUAUAAGAGUGCAAUGUUAAUACAGACAUGUUCUAUGUUCUGUCUAAUGAUGACGUUGACUGCUUGCCCAUAUGGGGGAAAACCCAUGUUCUUUAUAUGGGUCUGCCUCAUAUUUGGAACGUUCUCUGGCAACUUUGCCCUCCUACCCACCGCUACUGCCAAGAUAUUUGGACCUGAAUACGUAGCAAUAAACUAUGGACUGGUCUUCACUGCUCAGGCUAUAACAGGCCCAAUUGGUGCAUUCCUUGCCACAGCUCUUAGUGAUACUAUAGGCUGGUUUGGCAUGUUCUGUAUUAUAUCUGCAUUUACAUUCCUAGGGUUUCUACUGACAAUUACAUUCAAUGCUAAAACGAAUGAUGGGAAAGAUAUCUAAUGAGACAAUGCCACUGUAACAGUGCAGUAUGUGUGGAAUGUAAUAUGAGUACACAGUAAAACCAGUGUAUAUGUUGCCAGAGGCAUGAUGUAAAAUUAAAGAGGAAACUGAAAUCAAUCAAGUGAAAGGAGUUAUGAAAACAAAUGUAAAAUCUGUUACAUUUUGGCAAGGUACUUAAAUUGAGCAGUAGUAAAAUGUCAAGGGCUGGCAAAAAUGAAUAAUUCUCUGGUUUCAGAGAGAUUUUAGAACCUGGGAUUCAAGAUGUGGAUGCAUCUAAUAAGCAUGUAUUGACAUCUAAGCCUGUCUUUUGAUGAUAAUGAAAUACAUGUACAUAGAUUUUCUUGGAUCAGUUUGACCCAUGGAAUAGGGGGUUGGCCAUUGCUUCCUUUGGCAUUUGAAAAAUCAGAGAGCAUAAUAGAUUAAACAAAGCAUCACAAAUGCUCAAAAUCAUAGAGCAGCGAGCACCUCUGAUUGGUUAGGAAAGUAGAGAAA